AUAACCCCAACCCAAGCAAGAAGAGAGUUUUUGAAGAGUCCAUAUAAUACUUAUUCACCACCCAUUAUAGUAUUUCCUCGGCUUAUGAUAUUGCACCACAAAUGGGGCACCAUGGCCAUGGUCUAUCAUAUUCAAGAGGAGGAGGACCGUUGAUCUGGUGCCUGAGGUGGGCCAUCAUGGCAUUGGCCACCACAUGUUCCAUCGCCGACGAUUCCGGUGGCAGUGUACCUUCUACUGGCCUACUAUGUAUCAGUGAAUGCGCUACAUGUCCUGUUAUUUGUUCAUCGCCGCCACCGCCACAUCCGCCGUCAUCGCCGCCACCGAAACCUGUUUACUACUCUCCGCCGUCGGUCUACUUUUCGAAUAAAUCACCGCCACCGCCGCAGCCAUCACCUGACUACUCGUUGGGAUCGCCUCCACCACCAUACAACUACCUGAACGUCCCAUCUGCGCCAUCGCCGCCGUCUGGACAGUCGAGGGGUGGCUACUCCUAUCCUUAUUACUACUUCUACUCAUCUAGCUCACCACCAAGACUGCUCACCUUCUUCACAAGCUUUUGGGUAGUUUUACUCUUCUCUCCUGUUGUGUUUCUUAUGUGGUGGUGAAUUUACAAGUUUGGUUGGAGAAAAAAGGGUGUGUAGGUGAUGUUGUUGCACCACAUGCAAUUAACACUCCCAACUUGUAUGAUGUUUGUAAGAAAAUGGGGUAUUUUUCCUUUCUUUUUGUUAAUAACUUGGUUUAUUGUACUACAAGAUUGCAUGGGAACUUCAAUACCUUUCA
This is a messenger RNA of Magnolia sinica, 780 nucleotides long. Its product is annotated as leucine-rich repeat extensin-like protein 1. The coding region runs from base 102 to 605 and encodes 167 amino acids. NCBI's taxonomy places the organism in Eukaryota, Viridiplantae, Streptophyta, Magnoliopsida, Magnoliales, Magnoliaceae. The record is from RefSeq and is a predicted model, not a curated record. The transcript has a single exon.